Molecule: messenger RNA, 2300 nt
Organism: Chara braunii
Lineage: Eukaryota; Viridiplantae; Streptophyta; Charophyceae; Charales; Characeae
Source: the annotation of a GenBank genome assembly
GCAACUGGAAUGGACAAGGAGGAAAUGGCAGACCAAGGUUUAAUUGGAGGAAUGCUAUAUGCCAUCAUUGUGCGUUGAAAGGGCAUACCUUAAAGUUUUGCCUGAUGCGAAGGGUAGAUGAGAUAAAUGGUCUUAUCUCAACGAACAUGGGCGGGGAUGUUUAUGAUAAAUAUGGAAAUUAUAUUGACCCCAAGAUUCCUGGUGGUAUGCGAGACGAGGCGCUUCGUCAAGCCGAACAAGGUCCGCCACCACCGGCUAUGUUUCGACUCUGGCAGGAGGAAGAAGUAAGGCCAAUGAUAAAGAUAGAAGAAUUGGCCAAUGAUGAAUCCGAUAAGGAGACCAGGGAGGAUGAGCCAGUGGUGGUAGAAGUUGAGAAAGAGGAGGAGCCAUAUUGCCAGAAAAGGGCGAGUGAGACCAUGGAGCGAAUGGAAGACCUCAUGGAGAAAAUGCAGAGGUUGAACUUGAAAAUGAGGACCAUUUGCGAUGAAGUGGCGAAACCAAUGGUUUUCCUAUUAGGCCCAGAGACGGGGUCGUCAAGUGUUAAACCGGCUUGUAAGACCUUGGGAUCAACCCCACGAUCAGGCAUUGCAUUUCGUCAGCCUCGGGGACAACCUACGGUCCCACAAGCCGUGUGCACAAGGAGCCGCGGCCGCGGACUUGUCCGCAGAUGGCCACCGCCGAGGGGGAUUCGUAGGUUGAGGAAGCUUGUGAGGAAGGAUCAAGAGUGGGAAUGGGAUGAGAAGCGGGAAGGAGUGGUAAGUGGUUUGAAAAGAGAGUUUAGAGAAGGUGGUUUGGUGUUGGGAGUUCUUAACUUCGAAGCAACGCCAAAACAUCCUUUCAUCGUGGAGAUCGAUGCCGGGCCUACAACCUUGGGCGGCAUUCUGAUCCAAGCUGAUGUAAAUGGCGAGGAGAGGCCUUUGAGGUUCGAGAGUCGAACCUUGAAUGGCACUGAGAGAAACUACUCACAGUUCAAGCGGGAGACACUUGCAGUUUUCCACUGUCUAAGGGUGUUCCGCAACUACCUUUUCGGAAGGAGGUUUGUGCUGAGAGUGGAUCCGACCGCAUUGGCCGACUCAUUGAAGAACUAUGCACCGUCAGACCCAACUAUUGCCAGGUGGCUUACGUUUGUGUGGAUGUUUGACUUUCAAUUGGAGCGCAUACCUGGGAAUAAGAAUCGAUCUGACAGGCUUAGUUGGAUCAAUUGGGAUAAGUCCGGCGAUGGAGUUAAUGAGGAUAUACCUCCGGUAGACGCAUUCCUCGAUGAGGAGGAGGAUGUGAAGCUCCAUAUCAAUGCGCAUGCUGUUGGGGUCAAUGGAGUCAUUGUGCAAGGGCAGUCUGCCUUUCUCGCUCCUGCAAGGUACGUGAAGCGAGCGGAUAUAGUCCUCAAGGACUUUGUGGAGAAGGAUCCUUGGGAGGGAAGGAGGUUGAGUGGAUGGCAAAGCUUGCAUUGGCAGAGACCUUCCGGGAAGUGGAGCUUACUCACUCGACGCGCACGCGAAGAGGACCAACCUCAAUCAAAGUCGGCGAUAGAGGAUGGUGAGCGAGGAGUGAUGGAGCAUGUGAGGAGACUCACGCAGACCGAGGUUGCACGAGGAGAGGUGCUCCAGGAUGUGGUACAGAGGGUAGGUGCUCUGGAACAGGAGAACAGAGGACCGAGGGACAUGGUACAUGACCUCGUCACCAGCGCAGAGCAGGCAAGACAGUCUACCUCGAGACUCGAGCAGAGGAUUACUGACCUAGAGGAGAGUCAAAGGUAUCAGGCCACGACAGGUCUAGUCGACGAGAGGAGGACUGAGAGGCAGCAGAUUCCUAUCGGACACGCACAUGUCGCUCAUGAUGUAGAGCCAGGUGGAGUGAGAUUGGAUAUCCCACGGCGAGACUCGCCGACGGAGGAGCCACUCGGGGCUAUGGGGAUGACAUGUGAGGAGGUUGCAGUCGUCUACAAGCUCAUGCUUGAGCCAGACGAGAUCGAGAGGAGGAGAGAGGCGGAGGCACGUGGUAUGGACUGGGUUCCUCCCUCAGAGUUGGUUGUUCAGAGGGAUGCAUGGAGAGAGAUGGAUGGUAGACACGACGAGCGAGAGAGGGUUUGGGAGUCUCGAGAUGUCAUGCCACAACAGGACACGUGCAGAUCAGCGACGGUACUGCCGAUGACUCUGCCACUUACACCAGCUCCAGCUUUAGGGCCGAUGGACAAUAUAGUGCACCUCCUUUCGUCUGGGACUUAGAGAUGUGAUGAGGAGGUGACGAUUGAGAGGGUUUCGAGGAUGUUGAGCCCUGAUACGAUGGAUAGAGCCGUACAG